Strongylocentrotus purpuratus (purple sea urchin) is the source of this 1220-nucleotide messenger RNA. RefSeq lists its product as uncharacterized. Bases 246 to 755 code for a protein of 169 amino acids. NCBI's taxonomy places the organism in Eukaryota, Metazoa, Echinodermata, Echinoidea, Camarodonta, Strongylocentrotidae. The record is from RefSeq and is a predicted model, not a curated record. The transcript is spliced from 4 exons.
UAUAGACAAAUUAUAUACCUACGGACUCGUGAAUAUUUACUGAAUAUGAAAAUGCAAACUUCUCGAGAUUCCACGGCCUCUGAAAGAAGUAUUUAGCAUCCGAACCCCAGGAUUCACGGAUUUGAGAGGGGCACCCCGGAGAUUAGUUUCGGCUGCGCUAGCCAGUGGCCGUUUCUACCCGUUUCUGAUGACGUCAUAUCGUGUAGGUUAUUUGGCCACUCGGUAUAUAGCAGCUGGUUCUUCGCAUGGUGGUCGGUACAAAGGUGUACGACAAGCUUCGAGAGGAAUGGCUGAGGACCAGACUGGUGAACGACAUUGGGAUGAUGUCCCCACAUGCCCAAACCAGCAAGGUUGAAUCAUUCCACAACAUCCUCCUUCACUUUUGCCCCAAGUUGCUUGUAUACUCAUAUCAAGGGAUGAAGUGCAGAUUAUAUUUGGCUGUCCUACAUUGGAACGAAAAUUGUGAUAGAGCCCAGGCUGUUGAUGCCGAAGGGAACCCAGUGUACAGGUUGAAGUAUCCACGCUCGAAGGAAGGAGGCCACACAGUGGAGAGAGUGCUGACAGCUGGCACAUGUGGUUAUGUGAAAGCCCUGAUGAGAGUUGUCGUAGAACUGGUGGAAAACAGGGAGCAGCUCAGAGACAACAUGGAGGAGCUACAGCCUCAACCAGCACGGAGUGCCUCUCAUCAUCACCCCGACAAUGGAGAAGCCGUGCAAGCUUUUGAACAACAUCAUCGCUUUGGCGAUAGAAACUAGUUCUUUUGGUGAUAGAAACUAUGAUGAAUGUGUCAGCUACCUGAACAUUAACCACUGAUUGUUUUAUUUCAGUACAAUACAUGUUUUUCAUAGACCCUAAAUUAUGUUUAUGCCAGUAUAAUUAUGGAGAGUAACAUGGAAGUACUCUAUGCAAGUGAGUAGUGGAUUCCGAUUCUAUGUGAGUGUAAAGCACUAGAAACUUGUCUGUAAGCUUGUACAUACUUACACAAGCCAAAGUCCAUGGUACACAUCAAUAGUCAUUGGUUUUAAUAGGUAAAAUACUUAUUAAAUUUGUAAAACUUACAUUUUUAGUUCAAUUAAAAACAAUUUCUGAAGCAUAUGCACUAGAUUUUCAUAAACACUAAGUAAAUCACUGUUGAUCAUGAAUUUGGCACCAAAUAUAAUCUGAUUUUUCUCACAGUCCUUCAUCUUGGCCAAUGCUUUUUGCUUCUUAUUUGCAAAAAA